CUCCCCCCUCGGGGCGAAGCCGCGUCACGUGCAGGGAAGAAAGAACCAGAGGCGCGCUGGGCGUGGGGCUGAGCGGCCAUGGCAGCUCUGGAGCCGCUGUCCCCCGCGGGCGGCGCGGGCGAGGAGGCGCCGGAUGAGGACGAGGACGAGGCGGAGGCCGAGGACUCUGAGCGGCCGGGGGCAUCGGGUGGCGCGCGCAGCGGCGGCGGAGGCGGCGGCGGUGGCGGCGGGGCCGGGCCAGGGAGCUGCGGCGGGCCGGGGGGCGCGCUCACCAGGCGCGCGGUCACGCUGCGGGUGCUCCUGAAAGACGCGCUGCUGGAGCCCGGCGCCGGGGUGCUGUCCAUCUACUAUCUGGGGAAGAAGUUCGUGGGAGACCUGCAGCCCGAUGGGAGGAUUGUGUGGCAGGAAACGGGCCAGGUGUUCAACUCACCCAGCGCCUGGGCCACCCAUUGCAAGAAGCUGGUGAACCCGGCCAAGAAGUCUGGCUGUGGCUGGGCCUCUGUCAAGUACAAGGGCCAGAAACUGGACAAGUACAAGGCUGCCUGGCUCCGGCGAAACCAGCUCCAUAUACCUGCAGCUGCCGCCGAUGAGAGCCCGGCCAGCGAAGGAGAGGAGGAGGAGCUGAUGAUGGAGGAAGAGGAGGAGGAGGUUCUGACAGGAGCCUCAGCGGAGGACAAGAGUCGGAGACCACCGGUGAAGGGCCUCUCGGAGCCUGUCCACCCUGAGGCCACGCCCCCAGGGAAAAGGGUGGAAAACAAGAUCCGGGUGCCUGUGCGCUACUGCAUGCUGGGUAGUCGAGACUCUGCCAGGAACCCGCACACCCUGGUGGAAGUAACAUCCUUCGCAGCUAUCAACAAGUUCCAGCCGUUCAACGUGGCCAUCUCUACCAACGUGCUGUUCCUGCUGGACUUCCACAGCCACCUGACCCGCAGCCAGGUCGUGGGGUACCUGGGCGGCCGCUGGGACAUCAACAGUCAGAGUGGGUAUUUGGGGCCUGUGGGCAGGGGGGUGUUUGGGGCUGGGGUCGAUGUCCACGCCUUCUCCCGCCUCCGCGCAGUGCUCACGGUGCUGAGAGCCUUCCCCUGUCGGAGCCGGCUGGGGGACGCGGAUACCGCGGCCACCAUGGAAGAGGAGAUUUACCAGAGCCUGCUCCUGCGGGGCCUGUCCCUGGUGGGCUGGUACCAUAGCCACCCGUACAGCCCGGCGCUGCCGUCGCUGCAGGACAUCGACGCGCAGAUGGACUACCAGCUGCGGCUGCAGGGCUCCAGCAACGGCUUCCAGCCCUGCCUCGCCCUGCUCUGCUCCCCUUACUACUCUGGUAACCCGGGCCCGGAGUCCAAGAUCUCGCCCUUCUGGGUGAUGCCGCCCCCUGAGCAAAGGCCCAGUGACUAUGGCAUCCCCAUGGACGUGGAAAUGGCCUACGUCCAGGAUAGCUUCCUGACUAAUGACAUCCUUCAUGAGAUGAUGCUGCUGGUGGAGUUCUACAAGGGCGCCCCUGACCUCGUCAGGUUCCAGGAGCCUUGGAACCAGGAGCACACCUACCUCGACAAGCUCAAGAUCUCCCUGGCCAGCAGGAUGCCCAAGGACCAGGGCCUGUGCCAUGUGCUGGAGCAGGUUUACAGCGUCCUCAAGCAGGGGAGCUGAGAGCACCAGCCUCCAAGGACCGGGGAGGCCUUUGGUCAGAUGUGGCUCCCCGAGGCUCUGGGUGAGGGGAAUCGGCCCAGGGCCUUUGUGCUGCUUUGUUGCUGUGUGACUGAGGUGUGUGACAGCAAGGGCUCAGAUAAUAAAGGAGAAACAGCCUA
Molecule: messenger RNA, 1802 nt
Organism: Eubalaena glacialis (North Atlantic right whale)
Lineage: Eukaryota; Metazoa; Chordata; Mammalia; Artiodactyla; Balaenidae
Gene: MPND
Product: MPN domain containing
Exons: 12
Coding region: 79-1644 (521 amino acids)
Biological process (GO): double-strand break repair
Cellular component (GO): BRISC complex; BRCA1-A complex
Molecular function (GO): polyubiquitin modification-dependent protein binding; metallopeptidase activity
Source: RefSeq, a predicted model, not a curated record